Messenger RNA from Oncorhynchus keta (chum salmon), 1910 nucleotides. Its product is annotated as tomoregulin-2-like. Gene Ontology annotation, molecular function: protein binding. The transcript has 10 exons. The record is from RefSeq and is a predicted model, not a curated record. NCBI's taxonomy places the organism in Eukaryota, Metazoa, Chordata, Actinopteri, Salmoniformes, Salmonidae. Bases 525 to 1655 code for a protein of 376 amino acids.
AACGCGGAUUCCAGAUAUAGAGAGAGGAGGCGAGCGCAACUGACGGACUCACUGAGCGUCUGAACACAACUAGCCGACCACUCAUUUAAGCCCGUGGCAUUUAUGGAUAUUACUAGGACGUCGCCGUUUCGAAUCCGUGGGAUAUAAACAUUCUUUGUUUCUAUUUCUUCCUUCCACCCACCCCUUUUUUUUAUUUGUUAUUUUCUAUCCUCAUGGGUGAACAUCGUUCCUCUUCCUGCCCGUCCUCUUACGCUGAUUUACCUGGCUAACCCCCCAACACUAUCCUACACCCUCCAUCACCCCACUCCCCCAACCCCCUUCAUAUUGUAGCUGCACCACCUUGGAUCGGGCGGAACCCGUUGAUUCAUCACUUCAUGGGGCUCGCUUUCUUGCACGGAAAAUGUCCCUUUCUUUGUCACUGAGCGCCCCUCUGAAACAGCCAACGUCUGGACCGGAGUUGUUGGUGCGUGUCUACCACUUCUGCCCAGCUCGCUUGUGUAGUCGGGGAGCGCCGCUGAACUGAGAUGGGUCUGUCGGUGGCGGUGGAGCCCCGACGCCCGAACCAGGGGAGCCGGACAGUGGGAGAUUGGGUCUGGAUCACCGUUGUUUCGUUUCUCGCCACUUUACCUGUAGAGCAACUUUGCGCUUUCCCGUCUUCCCUGAGCGACUGUCAGACGCCUACCGGCUGGAACUGCUCUGGUUUUGAUGACCGGGACACAGAUCUCUUCUUGUGCGACACCAACACCUGCAAGUUUGAUGGAGAAUGUUUGAGAAUUGGAGAGACCGUGACAUGCAUCUGUAACUUCAAGUGCAACAAUGACUACGUCCCUGUGUGCGGCUCCAACAAUGAGAACUACCAGAACGAAUGUUAUCUACGCAGGGAUGCCUGCAAGCAGCAGUCUGAAGUGCUGGUGGUGUCAGAGGGCUCUUGUCCUGUCGAUGUCGGCUCAGGCUCGGGAGAUGAUGGGGGUGAGGGGUCAGCGGAGACUGGGCAGAAGGAGACGUCUACCUGUGACAUCUGCCAGUUUGGGGCAGAGUGCGAUGUGGACGCAGAGGACGUAUGGUGCGUGUGUAACAUUGACUGCUCCCACAUCAGCUUCAACCCGGUUUGCGCUUCAGAUGGCCGUUCCUAUGACAACCCCUGCCAGGUGAAGGAGGCGUCUUGUCAGAAGCAGGAGAGGAUCGAGGUUAAAUACCUGGGCCACUGCCAAGGUGACAUCAUGACAGGGACCAAAGCCGGAGACGGACACUAUGCCAGGAAAGACUACUCAGAAGAGAAGCCGGACCAGAGAGGAGAGGUGGCCAUAGGGUUGUAUAUUCCCUGUCCCGAGCACUACAAGAACUACUGUGUCCACGGAGAGUGUGAAUACCCCAACAUACUGUCUGUGCCGUCCUGCAGCUGUCACUCAGGCUUCAGCGGGCCCCAUUGUGACACUAAGGAGUUCAAUGUGCUCUACGUGGUCCCCGGCUCUGGCAAGCUGCGCUACGUCCUCAUCGCCUCCAUCAUCGGAGCUCUGCAGGUGGCCAUCAUCUGUGUGGUGGUACUCUGUAUUACCAGGAAGUGCCCGCGGAGCAACAGGGUCAAUCGGCAGAAGCAGAACGCCACCCACUACAGCUCAGAGAACACCAUGCGCGCCUCCACCCGCCUCAUCUGAGUGAGCCUCCCCAGGGAAACCCUAAGACCCGCUCCGCUCUGGGUCCAAAUUGCACCAUAGACACAGAUCUAGGAUCAGCUUUACCCUUCUUUCCUUCAAUCCCAACCUGAAUUAACUAUAAGGGAGUGGGUGGUGGGAGGGGGACAAAACUGACCUUAGAUCGGCAUCUAGGAGGUCGCGCAAUCCCCAACUCGCCGACCCCGAUCAUGAGGAAUAGAACAAUGGGGAGUGGGGGGGAAACAAUGGGGGGGGGGG